AUGCAAGGAAAUAACGACCGUCACCGACACAAGGAAUCAAGGAGAGCAUGGACAAAUGGGCAACUUCUGUUUUACAAAUGCACUUUAUAUUUAUUCCUCGUCUUCAGUCUGGAACUGAGGAGCGGCGGAGCGGCUCCACUGGACUCUGAUGAGUUUGCUUUCUUCCAUGAGGGCGCCCAGGGGUGCCUGGGUGUGCGGGAUCACUCCCUCGUCCUGUCAGCCUCGUGUGAGCAACCCAACCAGCGCUGGAAGUGGGUGACCCGGGCUCGCCUGUUCAACCUGGGCUCCUCACUGUGCCUGGGCCUGACCACUGGCAACGUCAGCUCCCGAGGGGACAGGUCUCCUCUGGGCGUGUACACCUGUGACCGCGAGCCCCCCAGAGUACGGUGGACCUGGAACUGCGCCCAGGUGUUGGACAACCUCAACACCUACCUUCCCUCACCCUCAUUCUGGAACUCCACCUCGUCCUCGUCUUCGAUUCCUUCAGGGUUCAAAUGGACACUGCGUAGUGAUUCGCAGGACGUGUGCUCAAAAACAUAUCGUGAGAUCUACACAAUCCAGGGGAACUCUCACGGCCGCCCCUGCUAUCUGCCCUUCCUGUACGAUGGCCAGUGGUUCCACAGCUGCACAAGUAUCGGGCGUGAGGACGGUCACCUGUGGUGUUCCACCACCUACGACUAUGGCAAAGACGAGCGCUGGGGCUUCUGUCCUGUAAAGAGCAGUGGCUGUGAGACAUUCUGGGAUACCGACCCACUGACAGACAGCUGUUACCAGUUUAACUUCCAGGCCACGCUGUCAUGGAGCGAGGCUCGGAUCAGUUGCCAGCAGCAGGGGGCAGACCUGCUAAGCAUCACCAAGCUGCAUGAGCAGACCUACAUCAAUGGUUUACUGACAGGUUACAGUGCUGCUUUGUGGAUCGGCCUCAAUGACCUGGACAUCCAUGGGGGCUGGCAGUGGGCCGACUCGUCACCACUCAAAUAUCUCAACUGGGAGACAGACCAGCCAAACCACGCUGAGGAGGAGAACUGCGCUGUUAUCCGAACUGAGUCAUCAGGUCGUUGGCAGAACCGUGAUUGUUCUGUCGCUCUGCCAUAUGUCUGCAAGAAAAGGCCUAAUGCCACGCUGGACCCCUUCACCACUGACUCGUGGGCAGAUGAUGCGAAAUAUGAGUGUGAUGUGGGCUGGCAGGCCUUUCAGGCUGGCUGCUACAAGCUGACUUCAGAGAAGCUUGACUGGGACACAUCACAGAAAACCUGUCAGAAGAUGGAGGCUAAUCUGGUCAGCGUCCACACCCUGCCUGAGUUAGAGUUCAUCUUGCGCAACUUGAAGAAAGACAUUGACCAGCUGUGGAUCGGCCUCCACGACACUGAUAUGCAAAUGGACUUCCAAUGGACCGACCACACGCCCGUCAUCUUCACCUACUGGCACCCGUUUGAACCCAACAACUUCCGCAACACUCAAGAGGAUUGCGUCUCCAUCUGGGGAGCUGAGGGCCGCUGGGAUGACAGCCCUUGUAAUCUGACUCUGCCCUCCAUCUGUAAGAAACUGGGAACAAAGACUGAUGGGAAGCCACAGCACCAAGACUGCAAACAAGGCUGGAAGUGGCACAGUCCAGCUUGUUACUGGGUGGGAGAGGAUCUGCUUACUUUUGACGAGGCAAGGAAGUCUUGUGAGAACAAUGGAGCCGCCCUUGUUACCAUUACCAAUAGGUUCGAGCAGGCCUUCGCCAACAGCCUGGUGUUCGGUCGCUCUGGUGAUUCCUUCUGGAUCGGCCUCCAUGACCAGGGCAGCCCCGGCUCCUUCCACUGGCUCAGCGGGGAUGAAGUGUCCUUCACCAACUGGAAUCGGGACCAGCCAGUCAGCGUCCGUGGCGGCUGCGUCUCCAUGGCAACGGGCUUCGCAACAGGUCUGUGGGAGGUGAGGGAGUGUGCGUCAUCCAAGGCGAAAUUCAUCUGCCGCCAGAACCAGGACACGUCUCUGAGCCCUGAGCCUCCGGUCCCUCAGCCCACCCCGAGCCUCAGCGGCUCCUGUCCCAGAGGCUGGAAGAGCAACAGCAACCUGCGCUACUGUUACAAGGUGUUUCACUCCUCCCAGCUGGAGCAGAAGCUGAGCUGGCUGCAGGCUCACCUGUACUGCCACAGACACGGAGCCAACCUGCUGAGCAUCGGCAGCCCUGAAGAGGAGCAGUUCGUUCUGCAGGUCCUCCACGAGGCCUUUGGGGAGUCAGAGGACCAUGAGCAGCACUGGUUUUGGAUUGGACUGAACCGCAGAAACCCAAUGGACAACGGCAGCUGGAAAUGGAGUGAUGGGCUCGCUUUUACCUACCAGAACUUCGGCCGAUACUACUACAACAUCCGACAAUGUGCUGCUGCAGACUUGGGCACUAUGACCUGGCUGGCCAUGCACUGUGACUCUGAGUUAGACUGGAUCUGCAAGAUCCCCAGAGGUAGUGUUGAGAAGGAACCAGAAGUCUCUGAAGGCACUAGUUCUCCUGAGUGGAUUGGCUUCCAGGAGGCUGAGUAUAAAUUUUUCGACCACCGGACCACUUGGGACCAAGCCCAGAGGAUUUGCUCCUGGUUUGACUCCUCGCUGGCCUCCGUCCACUCAGCUGAGGAAGAAGCUUUUCUUGCCAACACUUUAGCCAAGAUGUCGAAAGUGGAGGGAGACAACUGGUGGCUGGGGCUCCACACCUACGAAUACGACGGCCGCUUCCGCUGGUCCGACCACUCUGUGCUCAAUUAUGUUUCCUGGGCCCUUGGCAGGCCACACCCACUGAGCCGUGAUCGCAGAUGCGUCUACAUGUCUGCCACCAAAGCGGACUGGGCCGAUCAGAAGUGCCACUCUGACCUGCCCUACAUCUGUAAGAGGGUGAAUGUCACAGGCACCGUUCCUCCAACUCCGUCAACUCCCCACCCACCUGCUGGCUGUCCUGACGGAUGGUCCUCGUACCAGCAUAAGUGUUUCAGAGUAUUUGAUCAGUCUCCACGAGUCACAUGGUCUGCAGCCAAGUUGAAGUGCGAAACGCAGAGAGGCGUACUGGCCGUGGUGACCAAUCAUUUGGAGCAAGCCUUUGUCACCACCCUGCUCAACAAUGCCAGUGUUGACCUUUGGGUGGGUCUAACGUCAGACUCUAAAGGUCAUUUCCAGUGGCCCAAGGCCGGCCUGCUCAGCUACACCAACUGGGGUCCUGGAGAGCCCCUCGACAACAGCGGACCGCACCACAACAGGACGCCGGGAAAUUGUGUGGCGAUGAUUCAUGGGAACCCACUGAAGAACAGCGGCAUGUGGGCUUCCCGAGCCUGUGAGAUGGAAAGUAACGGCUUCAUCUGUCAAAGGCCACAAGAUUCAGGUAUUCCUCCGGCCCCGGCUCUUAUUCCUGUCUCCCUGUCAAAGCCUGUGGAGCUCGGUGGGGUGACUUACCGGGUCGUGGAGAAGCGUCUGGACUGGACCGGCGCUCUGCACAUCUGUGAAUCUUUGAAUGGGACCCUGGCCACAGUGAAGGAUCCCUACCAGCAGGGUUACCUCACGCUGCUAAUCAACAGCCUGCGCCGGCCGGCCUGGAUCGGUCUCUACGGCUAUGGGGGACGGAGCUACACCUGGCUGGGUGAAGAAGAAGCUUUGUAUUCAAACUGGAAAGACGGGGAGCCCAAUCAGAUUGGUGGAUGUGGUCACAUGUCCACUACUGGGCAAUGGAUUACGACACCUUGUGACGCUAAACUGGAGGCUGCUAUAUGUCAAAUAAGCGAUGAGCCUGUGAGCCACCAGUGGGUCUAUCCCGGCCAGUGCCCCCACUCCCUGGGAGCGUGGGCGUGGGUGCCCUUCAGAAACCACUGUUACGCCUUCAACUUGCAAAGUCUUAAACUGCAGCAGGAUGCGCGCAUGUCCUGCAAAAAAGUGGGAGCAGAACUUCUGUCUAUCCUGGACGAGACAGAGAAUGGAUUCAUAUCGGAACACAUCCAGAGCUAUGCAGAACAGGCACAUGGCGCUUGGCUGGGCAUCAGCGUGAAAGGUGGAGCUCUCAUGUGGAGCGAGGACACGGAGAUGUCCUACACCAACUGGGAGGCGCACAACGUCGCCUUCUCUGUUCUCUCUCCAAACUCCUGCUUCUGGAUCCAGAGCAACAGCGGCCUGUGGAAGCCGGGCUCCUGCAGAAACCGCACGCACGGAGUCAUCUGCAAGACGCCUCGCAGUGCUGAAACCUCACCUUUGACAUCGGAUGGUGACCAUCUGCCCACUCUGAUUGUUGUCAUGGUGACGGGCCUGGUGCUGGUGGCGCUGAUUGUGGGCGUGAUCUACUUGUACCGUAGGCGAGUUGUCGGGUCACGGGGGUCCUACGAGGGCGCCCGCUACAGCCGCACCAACUCCAGCCUGGCGGAGCAGACGGAGAAGAACAUCCUGGUGUCCGACAUGGAGCUGAACGAGCAGCCAGAGUAGCAGAGCCGCACCAACCAGGACUGGACCCAACCUGAAACUGGACAGGCUGAUUUCAAUGUGGCAUUUAUGCUUUUUUUUUGUUUUUGUCGCCUCUUUUGAAACCAAAAAAAAGAUUUUUAAAGUGCUGAAGGGCUGUGUAGAGCGCAGCAGAUGUUGAAAUUUUUUUUUUUUUUAAAUUGAACCCCCGCGUCAUCAAUCCUCUUUUGCCAAGACUUAACAGUUCGAGCAAUUCCUCUCCAGACAAAGAGAAAAUCAGACCCCUCCAUGUGCACAGCAUUCAUGAAGGCCAUAAAUGAUCCUACUGGGAGUUAAGUUUGAUCGCAGCUGGAAAAUCGGUUUUCAUAAAAUGACUCCUCGCUGUCCUCCUUGGUGCCAAAGUCAGUUUUUGCUCGGUGUAUAUUUCCUUUCUUUGUUCCCAUUUCGAUUGAAAACAAAGUGAAAAAAAAAAUUACAGCCACAGAUCAACUCUGAAACCGUUUGUCUCGCAGCCGCAGUUUUCUUCAGGACCAAAUUUCAUUUUUUCAUUUUGAGUUUUUUUUUUUCUUUUCUGCCAUGACAGUAUUUACCUGAACUUGAUGUUUGUUUGUUUUUUCGUUGUUUCAUUGCGUUCGUGUCCUUUCAGUUGAUUUGUCAUUAUCCGUGCAGCUGUAGAGAACUGUCACUGAUGAUGCGUGUGUGGUUUUUUCGCGAGCCUGCCUCUCUCCUCCUCUCUGAUCUGACACGUCGGCACCAGCUGUCAGAUGAGCCGAGGAGGGAGAAGUCCAAAUGUGAAUGUGUGGAAGGUGACAGGGACCAUUUUUUUUGUUGGUGACCUCAAACCGCCUGAGGACAUCACACUCGAUUUGUGCACAUUACUAAAGUUCUGUGGGGAACUUAGAUAGACUACAUUGUCUUUUUGUUACUGCGGGACUAAAGGUUGUCAUCGAAUGACCAGACUUUCAGUUUCCAUUGCUCUGUGUACAUUUUGGCACUUUCUGCUUUUUACCUUCAGCUAAAUCAAAUAUUAGUCAUCCACUUGCCUUUAUAAUUCAUUGUCCUGAGUCACGGCUGCUGCUCCGUGAUUUCCAAACUUCUGUAUGUUUUGCCGCUUCAUGCCACCAUCUGGAGCUGAUUCUGCAACUUUUAAGGACAUAAUUCUCUUUGUUUGCACCGUGAUAAAGGGUUUGCAAUUUGAUAAUUGUCAGAUUUCAUCAUGAUUUCAUCACGCUUUUCUGUAUGUUUUAUCACAAGGUUGUUUUCUGCUAAUUUUCUUUUUUUUUUUUGUUAUGAUGCAGGUUUAAAUGAGCGCUUUGACUUAAAUACACUACGACUGUCAAAGCCAUUUGGAAACUUUCAAACUUUUAUUGGAUGAUUGCCAACACUUGAACCUCUCAUUGCCCCACAAAGGAAAACAUCCCUCAUGUGAAUGACACCUUUGUAUAUAUGAGAGCCAAAGAAUGUUUUAAAAGUGAAUUCACUACAUGAGAAAACCCUCCUUUCUGCGUCAUUCUGAGAUUUUUACAUUUAUGCAACGCAGUGAUCACAUUUUUCAGAGUUCCUUUGACUCCUCAGACAUUUCUCUUAUGCCCUCGGCUCUUGCCUCUGAGUGCAUUUCUGUCUUCUUGCUUGGAGGAAUGCUUUGGAGCAGUUUCAGUCUGAGGCUUUUGGUGUUUCACUGAGCUGCUGUGAAAAAAAAAAAAAAAAAACAGCGGCUCCAUGAGUUGGACUAAGAUAGAGGGGGAAGGGAGGAGGAGAGGGAGUAAGUUGAAGUGUGUGUGUGUGUGUGUGUGUGUGUGUGUUGGUGUGUGUGCAGUCUCCAGCUGUGGAAUGUUGAGUCGGCAAGAAGAGCUCAGUGGUACGUCUGGAACCAAUCAGAGAAGGAGGGCUCAGGGACAUGAAGGGUCAAAAAGAAGAGUGAAAAAAGGAAAACUAGACCAAGGAGAAAAAAAGGGGAAAAAAGGGGGGAGCGUGAGGAGGAGUUGGCGAUGUUGGAGGAGAGGAAAGCAGGGAAAGAGGAUAGUGAGGGAUGCAGCAGUUUGUCCCAGGCUUACCCCGGCCUCUGCUGGUGGUUUACUGUACAGGUUUGUCUUCAUGAGCAGUCGAUGUGAAGUGAUUGAGGUGACGAUGUGGAGGUGCGACAACCCUCGGUGUGUGUGUGUGUGUGUGUGUUUGUGUGUGUGUGUGCUCCCCAUGAGAUCAUGUUUAUGAUGCAGGCUGGCUCUUGUCCCUGUGAAGAUUACCUGAAGCACCUGUUCAACUUUUAUUGAGUUUUUGUGUCAUUUUUAUAUGAAAUGAAUAAAGUCUAUGUUCUCAAAA
Molecule: messenger RNA, 6729 nt
Organism: Acanthopagrus latus (yellowfin seabream)
Lineage: Eukaryota; Metazoa; Chordata; Actinopteri; Spariformes; Sparidae
Gene: mrc2
Product: mannose receptor, C type 2
Exons: 29
Coding region: 1-4434 (1477 amino acids)
Molecular function (GO): signaling receptor activity
Source: RefSeq, a predicted model, not a curated record